Messenger RNA from Myripristis murdjan (pinecone soldierfish), 3905 nucleotides. It is a transcript of the gene dsc2l, whose product is annotated as desmocollin 2 like. The record is from RefSeq and is a predicted model, not a curated record. The coding region runs from base 214 to 2931 and encodes 905 amino acids. Gene Ontology annotation, molecular function: cadherin binding; calcium ion binding; beta-catenin binding. The transcript is spliced from 16 exons. Gene Ontology annotation, biological process: cell morphogenesis; cell-cell junction assembly; cell migration. Lineage: Eukaryota; Metazoa; Chordata; Actinopteri; Holocentriformes; Holocentridae. Gene Ontology annotation, cellular component: adherens junction; plasma membrane; catenin complex.
AGAACAAACCACUUUCCUUCGUGUGUGUGUGAGUGUGUGUGCGUGUAUGUGUGUGUGAGAGAGAGAGUCACGCCCUUUUACAAGCAGAUGACCGUAUAGAUUACACACAGCUCUAUCAGCUGGAAGCAGCACCGACAGCACCGCAGCGCUCCCCCGCACACUGCGCCCUUCGCCCGGACAGCAGCGCAGGCUCGGCCCGCCUGAUCCUCCGCCAUGGCCCCGGGCCGCUGGAUCUGCCUCUGCCUGCUCAUCCCGUUUCUCCUCCAACCCGUCGAGUCAUGCACGCCACAUUCCAUCCGAGCCCGGGUUCCCGUCAGGCUCGACCCCGGCGACGUCGUCUCACAAGUGCCCCUGGGUCGCUGCAGAGCAGAGGGACUCGUGCUGAGCUCCGGUGACCCUCACUUUACCGUGAGGAUGAACGGCACCAUCGUCACGGUUAACGGCAUGGUGGUGACGGAGCCGACGUCGUUCCCGGUGUGGGUGAGCGAAGGAGGGCGCUCGUCCUGGAGGAUGGACGUUCAUCUCACCCCAGACCCUGAGCAGGUGCACACUUAUCUGCCUGCUGAAAAGUUCCCGUGGGAUUUGGCCCGUAAGCGAUCUAAGAGGAGAUGGAGCCCUCCUCCGUUUGUCAUCGUCGAGCACGAUUUACCUCCUUUCCCCAAAGAAGUCGAGACGGUGGGCUCGGACUCGGCGGUCAACUACUCCGUGUACUACACCAUCCGAGGCCCCGGCGUGACGCUGCCUCCCAUAAACCUGUUCUCAGUGGAGCGCGACACCGGCUUGGUGAAGGUUCACUACGCCGUCGACCGGGAGCAGUACGACCAGAUUGUGUUUGAGGCCCAGGUGUUUGACAGGAAGACGGGGAAGGAGACGGAUCGACCUCUCGACAUCACGGUGCUGGUUGACGACAUCAACGACAACGCCCCGACCUUCUCUGGGCCGCUGCAGUUUCACGUGGCCGAGCACAGCGUCAGCGGCACGGAGGUGGGCGUCGUGACGGCCACGGACAGAGACAAGGCAGGCACUCUGCACACCAAGAUCAGGUUCAGCCUGCUGACGGGAGGCCAGCUCUUCCACAUCAACCCGUACUCCGGAGCGCUCAGCACCAGGUCGGGCGUUCUGGACCGAGAGGUCCAAGCUGCGAUCCCGGUCGUGGUGGAGAUCCGGGACAUGGGCGGAGCCAAGACGGGCCUUUUCAACACCGCCACGGCGACCAUAAACCUGGUGGACAUCAACGACAACGUCCCCACCUUCAGAGAGGCCGCGUACAAGGCCAGAAUAGAGGAGAACAAAGCAGACGUACUCGUCCUGAGGAUUCCUGUGGACGACAAGGAUGAAGAACGCACCAAAAACUGGAAUGCCAAGUUCGUGAUCACCGAGGGAAAUGAAAACGGCAACUUCAGGAUCGACACAGACCCUAAAACCAAUGAGGGGCUGCUUUACGUGGUGAAGCCUCUGGACUUUGAGAAGGGCGGGGUGGUGACGCUGAGGGUGUCCGCCGAGAACGAAGUCCCCCUGGUGGGCUCGGGCGCCUCCUGGCUCUCCGUCCCGGUGGAGCUUACGGUGGGCGACGUGGACGAGGGUCCCGAGUUCAGCCCCCCCAACAAGGUGAUCAGGGUGAAGGAGAACGUCCCCAUCGGGCAUGUGCUGGGCGUUUACACCGCACUGGACCCGGAGACCAAGAGCAGCAAGGGCAUCAAGUAUUACAAGGUGUCUGACCCUGGCUCCUGGGUGAGUGUGGCCGAGGCUACAGGAGAGCUGACGGCGGCCAGCACCAUCGACCUGGAGUCUCCUCUGGUCACCGACGCCAAGUACAACCUCACCGUCAAGGCCAUCGACUCCAGUUUGAAAUGGGGCGUCGGCACGGUGACGCUGCUGAUCGAGGACGUGAACGACAACGUGCCGGUGGUGGUCCCGGGCGGAGAGCUGGUCCUGUGCGAGGAGGAGGAGGGGAGGAUGGGGUCUGUGACCGUGCACGCCGAGGACGCCGACCUGCCGCCGUACUCCGCCCCCUUCCACUUCCAGCUGCCCGACGGGACCAAGAAGUGGACGCUGCGAGACGCCAAGAAUACGUCGGUGGUGCUGCAGCAGGCGGUGGACAUGGCCCGGGGCGUCUACGACGUGCCCAUCCUCAUCUCGGACCUGCAGAACCACGGCGACGUCCAGGUGGUGAGGGUGCGAGUGUGUCGCUGCCUCGGGGGCGAGUGUGUGUCGGCACGCAGCUCCGUCAGCUUCGGGGUGUGGGGCGUCCUGGCCAUGCUGCUGGCCCUCGCCGUGCUGCUGCUGCUCUGUGUGCUGUUUGUGUUUGCCUGCACCACCAAGGCGGAGAAGCUCUACCUGGAUGAGUCGAGCGGUGGGAUGCUGCUGAAGUCCAACACGGAGGCGCCGGGGGAGGAAGUGAAAUCGGCCACUCUGCUCAUGGUGCCCGGCGGCGGCGGCGGCGGCGACGUGGACGGUUUGGACGGCUCCGUGAAAGGGGCGGGGCUUCUGGAGCAGAAAGCCAGCACGGCGGUGGGCGGGGCCGGGGCCGGUCUGCAGACGAUGACUCGGCAGAACAUGUACCAGUCCAACCGCCGGGACUUCACCAUGACUCAGGGCCAGAGCGGCUUCUACACCACCGGGCAUUAUGGGAACGCCAAGUACACUGACUCGCUGUAUUACAAGCAGAGCCACCUGUCUGCCAUGCACACCUGGGAGACCAACGGGCUCUACCUGGACAAGAAACUGGAGUAUUUCGGCGGCGCGGCGGACGAGCGCUACGCCGACGACGUCCUGCGCGUGUACGGCUACGAGGGCGAGGGCUCGGCGGCCGGCUCGGUGGGCUGCUGCAGCGAGCUGGGCGACCAAGACAACCUGGACUUCCUGGACUCCCUGGGGUCAAAGUUCAAAACACUGGCACACAUCUGCAUGGACGCGAAGGAGGAGAAGUGACGGACGAGGGCAGGGAGGAGCGAACGCCCCGAUGUUUGUGCCUCCUCCCGGGUUUCGGAUCAGUUUGAGCCGCACUGGAAACAGGGCAGGAUGUCUUUCAAGGUGGUACCUACUGUAACUUCACUUCCUCCUGUAAAAAAGUGAGGAAACGCUCCUUUUCUUUCUCUCCCGACUCGCUGAUGGAUGUGAAAUUCCCUGCUAAAUGUGUGUCAGGAGCUCUAACGCUGCAGAGCUGCAGGCAUCGUGGAGAGGAACAUCGACCACCAGCUGCCUUCUCACUGCCUUUACGCUUCAGAAAAACAAAAAUCUGACUUUUAACCAAAGGUGUGGUCAUGUUUGCAGUUUUUCUUGACUUUUUUGUGCUUUAUUUAGAAUCACACUGGCCAAUUACAAGCAACCCGGGGCUUGUAAACUAAAGUCACAUGACUCACAAGUUGCUCAUUUAUCCAACAGCCUGUCGUCUUUUGGUGGAGUUGCUGAGGAGGUUUUAGGGCCAAAAUAAAUUCACUUUCACUCCCAUGAAGAAGCUGCUCAGUCCAGGCUGUGGCCAGGCUGUGCUUCACUUUAUCGAGUUUAAAAUAAAUUUUAAAAGUCGCUCUGUGAGCUCGUUCUGCAGUGGAGGGUUAUCUUCUGUCAUAUCAAGUGUUAUGCUCCUCCUGUCCAGCAGGGGGCGGUGCUCACUGUGUGAUCAUGGGCUGCAGAGAGGUGGUGCUCUGUGUGUGUGCAGUGUCUGUCCAAACGGUAAUCACAACGCUGAUUAAUAUUUUGCUCACAGAUUAAAAUUUAGCAGAGAAACUAGAAGAAGCAGAGAAGAGAGGAGAGUGUUCAGCUGCAUUAUCAGGAGUGGAAAAGAUCAUUAUUUUGUAAUUUGUUGUCCUGUUUGUGACACAGGGCUGCUCUUUUCAUGGCCGUGCAAAUUAGUAAAAAAAAAAAACAACAAAAAAAAUCAGUCUCCAUGCACCCGUUCAGAGAGC